Molecule: messenger RNA, 1452 nt
Organism: Penaeus vannamei (Pacific white shrimp)
Lineage: Eukaryota; Metazoa; Arthropoda; Malacostraca; Decapoda; Penaeidae
Product: serine/arginine repetitive matrix protein 1
Source: RefSeq, a predicted model, not a curated record
AUGGCCGGUGUUUCCAUCCCCUUGAGAGAACACAUACACAAAGAAAAAGAUAAAAAAAAAGGAAACCCAACGAAAGCGAACCAGCAGACAACAACAGAACAGCAGAACAGCCACGGACGACAGACGCAGACGCCACAGCCACGGACCGACAGACGCAGACGCCACAGCCACGGACCGACAGACGCAGACGCCACAGCCACGGACCGACAGACGCAGACGCCACAGCCCACGGACCGACAGACGCAGACGCCACAGCCACGGACACAGACGCACGACCAGACGGACCGACAGACGCAGACGCCACAGCCACGGACCGACAGACGACGCCACAGACGGACCACAGACGCAGACGCCACAGCCAACCAGACGCACGCCACAGCCACGGACCGACAGACGCAACGCCACAGCCACGACCACAGACGCAGACGACAGCCACGGACCCAGACGCAGACGCCACAGCCACGGACCCACAGACGCGACGCACAGACGCACGCCACAGCCACGGACCGACAGACGCAGACGCCACAGCACGGACGACAGACGGAGCGACGCAGACGCAGACGCCACAGCCACGGACCGACAGACGCAGACGCACAGCACGACCCACAGACGCAGACGACACAGAAACGGACCGACAGACGCAGACGCCACAGCCACGGACGACAGACAGACGACGCCACAGCCACGGACCGACAGACGCAGACGACCGCCACAGCCACGGACCGACAGACGCAGAACGCCACAGCCACGGACCGACAGACGCAGACGCACAAGCCACGGACCGACAGACGCAGACGCCACAGCCACGGACGACAGACGCAGACGCCACAGCCAGGACCCACAGACGCAGACGCCACAGCCACGACGACAGACGCAGACGCCACAGCCACGGACGACAGACGCAGACGCCACAGCCACGGACCGACAGACGCAGACGCCACAGCACGGACCGACAGACGCAGACGCCACGCCACGGACCGACAGACGCAGACGCCACAGCCACGGACCCACAGACGCAGACCACAGCCACGGACCGACAGACGCACGCCAGCCACGGACCGACAGACGCAGACGCCACAGCCACGGACCGACAGACGCAGACGCCACAGCCACGGACCGACGACGCAGACGCCACAGACGGACACAGACGCAGACGCCACAGCCACGUCGCACAACGGUCCGAGAUCAUGUCCCGCAACCUCGACGCCAAGAACAAAGCCGCAAGGAGAUGAGUGGCGUCCGUUACGGGAGACAGCGUCGACUACCGUGCAAUUCCAUGAUUUUACCAAUGCAAUUACUACCAAACUUCUUGUUAUACGACCAGACCCAACAACCAUUGCUCCCAAACCACCAACCUCAACCAUUGCACACUCGGGCACCACCAAUGCAAUACCUAAUUCCUUGCCUACUACAGUAUAUCCUCUUCCUAUACCCAAGACCACCACACCAUAG